Diospyros lotus (date-plum) is the source of this 2032-nucleotide messenger RNA. RefSeq lists its product as uncharacterized. The record is from RefSeq and is a predicted model, not a curated record. The transcript has 8 exons. NCBI's taxonomy places the organism in Eukaryota, Viridiplantae, Streptophyta, Magnoliopsida, Ericales, Ebenaceae. Bases 524 to 1759 code for a protein of 411 amino acids. Gene Ontology annotation, molecular function: alpha-1,3-mannosyltransferase activity; GDP-Man:Man(1)GlcNAc(2)-PP-Dol alpha-1,3-mannosyltransferase activity.
CGGAUGUCAGAUCCCGUUGGAGUUUUUCUCUCUUCGAGAUACCCUAGCAGCCGCCGUUUGUGGCUUGAACCCUCGUCGCCGCUGUCAAGCUGGCCAUCCGACGAUCCGCCGACGCCGAAGGUUCCUUUCCUCUCCAAUUUCUCUUCCCUUUCCGCUGAUUCCAUCUCCUUGUUCUCCCACGUUCUUCCGCUUCUCUGUUCCACCCUCCCAAGGUUUUGUUCUCCAUCGCCUACAGCCCAAUCACCAAGUUGUUGAGCCGUUAUCAUCGAUUUCCUCUGUAAAUCCACCCCCAAAAGUCGGUGACCCAGCGAUCACUCCAAAUCGUUACCUUGAAGACACACGCCCACUGUUACCCUCUAAAGACCAUCCCCAAUUCUUCACCAUUGUCCGCUCAGUUCGUUUCACGCUCAACAUAACUGAUAUCUGGCAAUUAGCCAAUACAAUUAGUGCAUUUCCCUUUUUUCCAUUUUGAAAAUCGCACUCGACUUGGUAGCGAAGGGAGGACGGACGAGCGAGUACGGGCAUGGAGAAGAGGGGAAAAAGCUCCCGAACGAAGCUCAACAUUGCCAUCAUUCAUCCAGAUCUUGGAAUCGGUGGAGCUGAAAGAUUAAUUGUCGAUGCUGCUGUGGAGCUUGCAUCCCAUGGGCACAACGUUCAUAUCUUUACUGCGCAUCAUGAUAAAAAUCGAUGUUUUGAGGAGACCCUAAGUGGAACCUUCCCUGUUGCUGUAUAUGGUGAUUUCCUACCCCGUCAUAUCUUCUACCGUCUACAUGCAGUAUGUGCAUAUAUCCGGUGCAUUUUUGUUGCUUUGUGUGUAUUGUUCCUGUGGCCAUCAUUUGAUGUCAUACUUGCUGAUCAAGUCUCUAUAGUUGUUCCAUUGAUGAAGCUAAAGAAGUCAGCUAAGGUUGUGUUCUAUUGCCAUUUUCCAGAUUUGUUGCUUGCUCAACAUACAACACUUCUCAGAAGGAUAUACCGGAAACCCAUAGACUUUAUAGAAGAAAUAACCACUGGCAUGGCUGAUUUGAUUCUUGUUAACAGCAAAUUUACUGCAUCCACUUUUGCAAAUACAUUUAAGCAUCUUGACGCAAGAGGAAUUAAACCAGCCGUGCUUUACCCAGCUGUCAAUGUAGAUCAAUUUGAUAGACCUCAUGCUUCUAAGUUGAAUUUUCUCUCCAUCAACCGCUUUGAAAGGAAAAAGAACAUAGAAUUAGCGAUAUCUGCCUUUGCCAUGCUUCACACUCUUGAAGAUGAUGCUCCUCAAACACACAAUGUGGCUGAUGUUACCUUGACAGUUGUAGGUGGCUUUGACAAACGGCUAAAAGAGAAUGUUGAAUACUUGGAGGAAUUGAAAACCUUGGCAGAAAGGGAAGGCGUGUCUCACCAAGUCUAUUUCAUGACAUCCUGCUCCACAGCUGAUCGAAAUGCCCUGCUUUCAGAUUGCCUGUGCGUUCUUUAUACACCCAAGGAUGAACAUUUUGGAAUUGUUCCCUUGGAGGCAAUGGCCGCCCAUAAACCUGUAAUUGCAUGCAAAAGUGGGGGGCCUGUUGAAACAGUCAAGGAUGGUGUGACAGGGUUCCUUUGUGACCCUACACCUCAAGCAUUCUGUUCAGCCAUGGCGAAGCUCAUUCAGGAGCCCCAGCUGGCAGAGAGAAUGGGAGCGGAAGCUAAACGUCAUGUCACCGAGUCAUUUUCCACCAAGAUAUUUGGUCGACGCUUGAAUCAAAUUGUCAUCGAUAUAGCCGGAUGGAAGAGUGAGUGAGUAUAUCUAAACGAAUGGGGUCCAUGCUCUUCUCUUCUCCAUGAUGUCUCGGUACACUUGGGGCAAAUAUGCCCCGAUUGAGUGGCACGGCUAUGGGUCUUAAUGGGAUUUUGUUCACUCUUGAAGGCUAUUUAUUCUAGUAGGGGAAGACCCACAGUCGUGCUUCAUUACAUUCGUCAUGCACUAUCAUGUUUGUAAGGUAUGGACGUCAGGGCUGAUAGUUGUUGCGUAUAUUGUUAAUUUAUAAAUCAUUCUGGUUUUUUAGGUGUAAAA